Messenger RNA from Penicillium riverlandense, 2190 nucleotides. RefSeq lists its product as uncharacterized. Gene Ontology annotation, biological process: 'de novo' NAD+ biosynthetic process from L-tryptophan. The transcript is spliced from 2 exons. Gene Ontology annotation, molecular function: heme binding; indoleamine 2,3-dioxygenase activity; metal ion binding. NCBI's taxonomy places the organism in Eukaryota, Fungi, Ascomycota, Eurotiomycetes, Eurotiales, Aspergillaceae. Bases 1 to 2190 code for a protein of 729 amino acids. The record is from RefSeq and is a predicted model, not a curated record. Gene Ontology annotation, cellular component: cytoplasm.
AUGUUUCCCGUUGGCGCAUUACCCAGUAUAAUAUACGGCAACUUUAGUACAAUAGUCAAGGACUUUCAAGAUGAUUCCUUGUCGUCUUACAGCGUUAACUUGGCUCUUGGGAUUAUUUUCCUCGUCGUUUCCCUACGAUUAGCGACAGCGAAGAGACACUCUAUCUCACCACCCUGCGAGACAAUAAUUGAGGAGGCAGAGCAGACAAAUCGGCGCAAUGGUCACGAAAAUGCCGGCUUCCUGUCUAAAGAGGCAGCAUUUUCGCCUCUCCAAACAAUAAAGGCACUUCCGCCUUCCCAUGCAGUAUGGGACCAACUUGCGGCCGACCUACCUCGCCUGGUCCAGACCCAGACUGUCCGAAAGACUGUCACCAAGAUGCCACUGCUUGACUCAUCCGCCGAAGCCUUGCCCGACAUUUACCUCCAACGGGCCGCCAGCAUCCUAGGAAUGGCAGCUCAUGUGUUUGUUCGCAUGGAAGGAAGCGAGCCUCUCACACUGAAAUACGACCGUCAUAGCGAUAUACUGCCGCCGUCGCUUGAGAUCCCGUGGACCGUAGUGUGCAAACGCCUUGGGCGGCCAGCCCCAGCUCUCACCUACGUUGACGGGGUGGUAGCCAAUUUCACAUCAACCAGCUUGUCACACAGUGGCGUGGCGCUCGAAAACUUGGAGUUGCUCGUUCCAACCGUUGGCACCAAAGAAGAGCGCACGUUCAUUGGAAUAAUGAUUGAAAUAAACGCCAAAACGACACCAAUUGUCCAUCAAAUCAUAGAGGCCCAAAGAUCCGUCUUAGCUCAAGAUUCCUCCUCGCUCAAAGACGCAAUACGAAUUCUCCAUACACUCUUAAAACAGGUCACCAAGAUCCUAAAUAAGCUCCAUGCGAACCGAGCUCACAAGUCUCAUAUUGAUCCCAUCUUAUGGACGCUCACCGUAGCGAAUUUGGGAAUCCCUUGGGUGAAAGGUGCGGUUGGAGCGGCAGGUACAGCGCAUCCCUUCUUUCACAUGAUGGAUGAAUUCACCGGACGGUCUGAAUAUAACACGGGUAUCGGUAAAGAAGCGCAAAUUGUUCGAGCUACGUAUCCUAUCCAUUGGCGCCAGUUUCUCGAGGCCAUCACGAAAGUGUCGGUCACGGAAUACGUUACUACCUCAAAGGAUAGAGAAUUAAUGGACCUCUGGAAAACUUUUACAUCCUCAUACCACGGCAACGACGGUUUACUAGGACUCCACCGGCGAAAGGUGUUCGGCUUCCUUGCUGUCUCGUUCAGGAUUGGUCGAAGUACAACCAUUAAUGGUCUUGGUCGCAAGCGCAGGACCGAGCCUUGGCAAGAGGUCGAUCAAGAAUUGGAUAAGGCACGUCUAGAACGCAGUUUUCUCGACGCAUAUGAACACAAUCCGGACACCGAACCUAGCUCAAAGAAACUCUUCAUGUCCCAGCUCAUAAAAAAUAACUCAGACGAAACUGGUUAUUGGUUUUCGGCCAAGGGGAGUGUAUACGAUGCAAGCACAUUUAUGCAGAAGCAUCCAGGAGGGGAUAUUGUGAUCGCGUUGUGCAGUGGCCAAGACAUUACCGACAGCUUGGAGGCAGUCGGUCAUUUGACGAACCCUUCGACCCGCAAUAAACUGGAAGCCUAUCGGAUAGGGACCCUGGAAAAACCGAAAUUCGCUUUUUCACAGGCAGAAGAGGUUUAUACGGCCGCCGUUGACAUUGGUCAAAAGGCAGCCGAAAUGGAAAACGUGUAUCGGAGAAAUUUCCAGUUAUUGAAUGGGAAACUUACCAUGCUGGACGAACCAGAAGUUCUCACACCUAAGAAGGCACGCCACCUGCUUGAUGCAAAGAAUAGGCUUCAGGAUGAGCAUGUGCCGGGAUUGGCGAUGCUUCUGGAUGCCCUGCUCGAUAGUAUCGCGAAGUUGGACAUGAAGCUUGACCUGAGUACCAUUCGUGCGCAAAUGGUCGGCCUUGGGGUGCUAGAAACAAAAAUAGGCACUGCAAUCCGCUUAUCAAAUUAUGAAAUGGCGGUGGACAUGCUACAGAAAGACUUAAGUCGGCUGACUGAAGUAAAAGAGCUUGUUGCGAUGGUGCUUGGAACUUUCGAAGACCCUGGAUUCACAUAUUCUGAGCAAAGUCAGCUUGAAUCCAUUGUGGACACAUUAAGUGGAGUAGCCGGCCAAUUGGUAGUGCUUGCUGGGAAAUGA